Cicer arietinum (chickpea) is the source of this 447-nucleotide messenger RNA. RefSeq names its product RING-H2 finger protein ATL79-like. NCBI's taxonomy places the organism in Eukaryota, Viridiplantae, Streptophyta, Magnoliopsida, Fabales, Fabaceae. The record is from RefSeq and is a predicted model, not a curated record. Gene Ontology annotation, biological process: protein ubiquitination.
AUGUAUAUCCUCCCUGGGAUUCUAAUCAUUGGAGCAUUAGUAAUUGCUUUAGCAUUAUUCAGUAUCACAAUGCUAGGAUGGUGCAAGUUUAUAAAUCAUGCAACAACACUUCCAACAACAGGCAUAUCUUAUGAUGACAAAUUAUCUGCUUGCAUGAGUUUAGAGUCACAUUCAAUCACAUUCAUGUACAAGGAAGCUGACCAUGCUGCACAAGGCAUAAUGAACCAGACUGAAUGUGUUAUCUGCUUAACAGUCUUUCAAGAAGACGAAAGUGUUCGGAAGCUUCAUACGUGCAAGCACGUGUUUCAUACAUCUUGCAUCGAUAAAUGGCUCGGCUCUCGUUCUGGAUGUCCAUUGUGUCGCUCUCAAAUUGACCGAGUAACUUCGCCAAAUGUGACAUUGGCAAAUGAGCAGAUUAUUGUGGAUAUGGGUGACUCCAUAAUUUGA